This is a messenger RNA of Salvelinus sp. IW2-2015, 2105 nucleotides long. RefSeq names its product CD209 antigen-like protein C. Gene Ontology annotation, molecular function: signaling receptor activity. The record is from RefSeq and is a predicted model, not a curated record. Lineage: Eukaryota; Metazoa; Chordata; Actinopteri; Salmoniformes; Salmonidae.
UCAUUCUUACAUACUUUGCUGGAACCAAAUUUUGUGUUCCAACUUUGGAGAGAGAGUCCAGGACUAGGCUUAAUCUAGAACUGGGAAACCAGUCCUUAAAGAGGGCUGCCCAGACACAGAUUAGGACUAGUACUGGACCAAAAUACAAUUUUAAUUCCAAAGUGAUUUUUAGUCUUAAUCAAUGUCUGGGAAACCAACCCUUAAAAUUAAAUGGCUGCAAAUUCCCCAGGUACGAGGAGGAAGAACUGAACAAAUUCAACCACAGAGAGCGAAUGGCAAACUGACCUAAUCUGAGGAUAAAUCUAUCAGACAGAAUAUAAUCAAUGAGCAUUAAGUGCCUUUGCAGGUGUAUUAAAAAGGUCCUGUGCUUCAAAGGCUUACCUCUAAGAAAUGGUUCAACAACAUGCUUUGGGCUUUCUAAGGUUUUGGGAUACCCCACCGUGACACCCCAAUAUGUCYUCACAAUUUCGUAUACAAAACAAAGCAAUAUAAAUCUGCUCAUAAGAGCACACUGGCCUACUAGGCCUGGGGGCUGGCGGGCUAGGAGAAGGUGUCCGUCAGGUAAGCAAAUAUAAUCAAUGUGUUUAAUGAUGAAGAUAAUAGGUACAUAUUGUAAUAAAACAAUACAGUCUAGCGAUGUGGAUCCAUGCAUAAAUUCCAAUAUGGAAUCUGAAGAUAAAUAAUGGUGAUCUGUCUCUCAUUAAAAGCCCCAUAGCKCCCUCUAAAGGACACAGUGGUACAUCAUAUUAAGAAACAAAAGUCCUGCUGUUCAACAAUCAUUAGACUAACAUGGCCCUCUGAGUUUAGUAGAAAUGUUUAAACCCCAUCAUGACUGAAGAGUUUAGUAGAACUGUUUAAACCAUAUCAUGACUGAAGAGGAAGAUAAAAAGUAAAUAAACAACUUUGUUUAAAUAUACAUUAAAACAAGCAUGCCGACUUCAUGGACUCAGUCUUUGAAUUUGAGUGGUUAUAGUUACCCAACAGCAUCUCUAAGAAAAUUAUCUGUUUUCAUGCACUGAGGAACUGUACAUUUCCUGUUUCCUGUCCACUAUUACUGAGGAUGACUCUUGACUCAGAACCAGACUUWCAGUAAGAGCUGAAGUAACAGUUGAAGUUAACUGUAUUUGAGCAGAAGUGUGUCAAGAUGGACAAUGAUGAAAAUACAUAUGCCAAUGCAAGUUCCUUCAGGGCCAGCCCAAGAGAAGGAACAAGAUAUUUCCAGUGGUGGAAGAGACCCUCCAGAGCUGCUGCAGUGUGUCUGGGGCUGCUGUGUGUUCUCCUACUGGCUGGGAUCAUAAGCCUGUCUGUCUACCAGAGAAACCAAUCGACCAGUUWCAACAACUUGACGAAAGCGAGAGACCAGCUACAGAAGGAGAGAGACCAGCUACAGAAGGAGAGAGACCAGCUACAGAAGGAGAAAGAAAACCUGAACAAGAAGAUCAAAGGGAGACGCUGUCCAGAAGGCUGGAUGGAGUUUGAAUUCAGCUGUUACUACAUCACCAAUGAGAAUAAAACCUGGACUCAGAGCAGUGAAAAAUGCCAAGAGUUUGGAGCAGAUCUAGUGAUCAUAAACAGCAAAGAGGAACAGGUAUUUAUCAAUGGAUUAYACCAAACAAAAAAUAAUGUCUGGAUUGGUCUUACUGACUCAGUUACUGAAGGGACCUGGAAAUGGRUGGAUGGUACACCACUGACCACAGCGAAUUGGGGGAAAGGGCAGCCCAACGGCAACAAUGGAACAGACCAGGACUGUGGGGAGAUUUGGAAUCGUUCAGGGUUGUGGAAUGAUGAGAAGUGUUACAMUAAAAAUAAAGGGAUCUGUGAGAAAUAGGAUAAUAGKUCCUCUCUCUGCACUGCUGUUGAAAAAGAACUAUGGUGAUGGUCUGAAGAUUCAUGUUUUUUGGUAAAAUAGUACGCUGCAUUAGACUAGGGAGAGAAAGGCACACACAAACAAACUCACGCACGCACACAAACACACACGCAGUUACCAAUUCACACAAUGAUGUGGAUAUCAUUUGAUAACUUACUUUAAGUUUUAGUUAUCCAUUCAUUUGAAAUUACUGUAAUAUUAAUAUUGUAAAAUAUUAUUGUUCAUUUUGCUUCCAUUA